Messenger RNA from Huiozyma naganishii CBS 8797, 1266 nucleotides. RefSeq lists its product as uncharacterized. Bases 1 to 1266 code for a protein of 421 amino acids. The record is from RefSeq and is a predicted model, not a curated record. NCBI's taxonomy places the organism in Eukaryota, Fungi, Ascomycota, Saccharomycetes, Saccharomycetales, Saccharomycetaceae. The transcript has a single exon. Gene Ontology annotation, biological process: mRNA transport; endoplasmic reticulum inheritance.
AUGACGCAAGACACAGAUAGUGGGGAGGAAGUGAUGGCCAGUGGACCGGAUAAGAGUGUUGCUAACAUUUAUGAGUCCGGGAUCGAAAAUGUUUUGAAAGAGAACGAUGCAGUGGGAGAUGAUAAUGAGCAUCUUCCGACCGAGACGCAUCCUUCUGGGUCGUCCUCUACGCGAAUUAUUGAGACACUUCACGAGAAAGUGGACACGCUGACUAGCACGAAUUUGCAGCUCACGUUACAGUCGCACACGCUGCUGGAAAAACUGGAUCAUGCUCAGAAAAGGGAGAUAAAGCUCAAUGAAAACAUCUCCCAUUACAAUCAUGAAAGAGAUAAUUUAAACUCAAUGCUGCAAAGGAAGAAAAGGAAGAUCAACGAGCUGCAGGGGGAGAUCGAUGAGCUGGUUCAGACCUUUGAUUCUCUGCAGACAAGCAAUUCUACUUUGGAGAAGGAAAUUGAAGAGAAUAGUGCAUUGGUCGACGACUACAAAGAAAAAACAGCCUCAUUGACGAGGAAUUACGAUACGGUAUUACAGGCCCAGGACAGUUAUACGUCUCAUUUUGAAACAGAGAUCCAAUCUCUCGUCGAACAAAUCAAGGCCAUAAAGGCACGCCAAACGCUAAAACUAAAGUGUGAUUACGGGCCAAACCAUGUAAUAGAAGACCAGUUGCUCAAAUUCAAGAAACUCUCCAUAAAUUCCACCACCCCCGUCUCUGAAAGCAGGCACAGUUUAAUAGAAACCAUACUAAAACAAAAAGCACAACAAACUUUGAAACAGCUGGACCUACCGUCUUGGUUGACUCUUUUCAGAGUGAGCGAGAACAUCGCGAAAGAAUAUGCCGAGAAAAACGGCUUAGAUCUCGAGGCGCUUGAUGUAAAGCAAGUAAUGAGCAAGGAGAACAUGGACGAAAUAAAAACGGUAGAAUCAGGUUUGUCUCAGGAAGAGGACACUAUUACAAUCAAGAAGAGACAGAGGCAAUUGCCCAAUUCCAGAACUCCCUCUGGUGGCAGUCCAUCGACAUUUGGCGGGCAAUCGCCCAAAGUGGGCGGGAACAGUUCAAUUAGAAGCACGUUUUACGGGUCGUCCACAAUCGGGAAAAAACCGAACAGCAUUAAUACACCAUCUACACCUUCGGUCGCACUACCAGGUGUAAAAAGACCGGGACAGGGGCUGAAUCGUGCAAAACCGCAGGGCAACGGUGGUACAACAACGAAACCUGCCAUACCGAUUGACCAACGGAGAAAGCGAAACAGUGUGACACACAAUUGA